AUGUGGAUGCUGGUACCCGUUGCGUUCGCUCUCAAGAUGCUGAGCGUCUUCCUGCAGCCCCUGGGCUCCGUGUGGAGCAGCUUGGGGCCCCUGUUCCUCCAGCUCCGGGCAGCAUCUUGGCUGGCAGGGGGCGAGAGGAACCGGCUGCUCCAGGGCAGGAGGGAAGCGGGGGAGCCCAGCAGGGCGGAGGGAGAGGGCGGCGGCGACCUGCCCACUACUCCCACCAGCGUCAAUUACCACUUCACGCGCCAGUGCAACUACAAGUGCGGCUUCUGCUUCCACACAGCCAAAACGUCCUUCGUGCUGCCGCUGGAGGAGGCCAAGAGAGGUCUGCUGAUGCUGAAAGAAGCAGGUAUGGAGAAGAUCAACUUCUCAGGCGGGGAGCCGUUCCUCCAGGACCGGGGAGAGUACCUGGGCAGGCUGGUGAAGUUCUGCAAGCAGGAGCUGCAGCUGCCCAGCGUCAGCAUCGUCAGCAACGGGAGCCUGAUCCGCGAGAGCUGGUUCCAGAAGUACGGUGAAUAUUUGGACAUUCUCGCCAUCUCCUGUGACAGCUUUGACGAGCAGGUCAACGUCCUUAUCGGCCGUGGUCAAGGAAAGAAGAACCACGUGGAAAAUCUCCAGAAACUGAGGACAUGGUGUAAGGAAUACAGAGUGGCCUUCAAGAUAAACUCAGUCAUCAAUCGAUUCAACGUGGACGAGGAUAUGAAGGAACAGAUAAAUGCGCUGAACCCCGUCCGCUGGAAGGUCUUCCAGUGUCUCAUAAUUGAGGGUGAGAAUUCUGGAGAAGAUGCUCUGAGAGAAGCAGAACGGUUCGUGAUCAGCGAUGAGGAGUUUGAAGCGUUCUUAGAUCGCCACAAGGACGUGUCCUGCUUGGUGCCCGAGUCUAACCAGAAGAUGAGAGAUUCCUACCUUAUUCUGGAUGAAUAUAUGCGCUUCCUGAACUGUAGAAAUGGUCGGAAGGAUCCUUCCAAGUCCAUCUUGGACGUGGGUGUAGAAGAAGCUAUAAAAUUCAGUGGCUUUGAUGAGAAGAUGUUUCUAAAGCGAGGAGGGAAAUAUGUGUGGAGCAAAGCAGAUCUGAAGUUAGACUGGUGA
Messenger RNA from Budorcas taxicolor (takin), 1092 nucleotides. It is a transcript of the gene RSAD2, whose product is annotated as radical S-adenosyl methionine domain containing 2. The record is from RefSeq and is a predicted model, not a curated record. NCBI's taxonomy places the organism in Eukaryota, Metazoa, Chordata, Mammalia, Artiodactyla, Bovidae. Bases 1 to 1092 code for a protein of 363 amino acids. Gene Ontology annotation, cellular component: mitochondrion; lipid droplet; endoplasmic reticulum. The transcript has 6 exons. Gene Ontology annotation, molecular function: catalytic activity; 4 iron, 4 sulfur cluster binding. Gene Ontology annotation, biological process: positive regulation of immune response; defense response to virus.